AUGGAAGAGAAGGGAAAAGAGAAUGGAAUAGCAGCCAUGGCAGCCUGCUACCAGAGAUUUGACCCUGCAGCGUAUCUGCAAUACAACUACACUCCACCGCGGGCUGAUUUUGAAAGAAACGACAGCAUUGUGCCAUGGAAACUGGCAUGCCUCCACAGAGCUUUCACUGAAGGAGAUGUGAAUGGUGAGCUGCUGGUGGACAUAGGUUCAGGUCCAACUCUGUAUCAAGUGCUGAGUGGCUGUGAGGUUUUCAGCAAGGUGCUCCUCACAGACUUUCUUGAGGUCAACAGGCAGGAGCUGAGGCGCUGGCUCCAGGAUGAGGAAGGCUGCAACCUGGACUGGACACCGUACCUGCAGCAUGUAUGCAAGCUGGAGGGAAAACGGCCUUCAGCAUGGAUGGAGAAAGCUGCCAAGCUACGUCAGGUCAUCAUGGACAUCCUCCCGAUUGAUGUGCACCGUCCUCAUCCUCUGGCCCCUGAUGCCCUUCCUUCAGCAGGGGCCGACUGUCUUGUGUCCUGCUUCUGUCUGGAGAGCGUCAGCCCUGACCUGGCUGCUUUCACCAGGGCCUUGGGCCACAUUGGAAGGCUCCUGCGACCCGGUGGCCACCUCCUGCUCAUUGGAGCCCUGGGAGAGAGUUACUAUUUUGGGGGGCCUGGGGUAAAGAUCCCUGUGGUCCCACUCAAUGAGGCCCAGGUCUGUGCUAGUUUGAAGGAGAGUGGCUUCACCCUGAUCCGGCUGGAGGUUUACACACUGCCUCAGGACAUGAGGGUCGGGGUCGAUGAUGUGACUGGGGUGUUUUUUGUAAAGGCUAGAAAAGACUAA
Toxotes jaculatrix (banded archerfish) is the source of this 822-nucleotide messenger RNA. Its product is annotated as phenylethanolamine N-methyltransferase-like. Gene Ontology annotation, cellular component: cytosol. Lineage: Eukaryota; Metazoa; Chordata; Actinopteri; Toxotidae. The transcript has 3 exons. The record is from RefSeq and is a predicted model, not a curated record. Gene Ontology annotation, molecular function: phenylethanolamine N-methyltransferase activity. The coding region runs from base 1 to 822 and encodes 273 amino acids.